Molecule: messenger RNA, 2758 nt
Organism: Propithecus coquereli (Coquerel's sifaka)
Lineage: Eukaryota; Metazoa; Chordata; Mammalia; Primates; Indriidae
Gene: TTC7B
Product: tetratricopeptide repeat domain 7B
Exons: 20
Coding region: 1-2460 (819 amino acids)
Biological process (GO): phosphatidylinositol phosphate biosynthetic process; protein localization to plasma membrane
Cellular component (GO): plasma membrane
Molecular function (GO): protein binding
Source: RefSeq, a predicted model, not a curated record
AUGAGGUUCCAGAAGGGCCUUGCUGGGGGCCUGGAGCUGGAGCGUUGGGAUGACAUGGCAGAACUUCUCCUCGGGGAGUCAAAGCUGGAGCAGUACCUGAAGGAACACCCCCUGAGGCAGGGGGCCAGUCCCCGAGGCCCCAGGCCCCAGCUGACCGAGGUCCGCAAGCAUCUGACUGCCGCCCUGGACCGAGGGAACCUUAAGUCAGAAUUCCUACAAGAAUCCAGUCUGAUCAUGGCCAAAUUGAAUUAUGUGGAAGGAGAUUAUAAAGAAGCUCUGAACAUUUAUGCCCGGGUGGGCCUCGAUGACUUGCCGCUGACGUCCUCCCCUCCGUACAGGCUGCGGGUGAUUGCAGAAGCCUACGCUACCAAAGGACUUUGUUUAGAGAAGUUGCCUAUUUCAUCUUCUACCAGUAAUCUCCAUGUGGACUGGGAACAGGAUGUCAUCACCUGUUAUGAGAAAGCAGGGGACAUCGCCCUCCUAUACCUCCAAGAGAUAGAAAGGGUAAUACUUACUAAUAUUCAAAACAGAAGCCCUAAACCUGGCCCUGCUCCCCACGAUCAAGAACUAGGUUUUUUCCUAGAAACAGGACUUCAGAGAGCCCAUGUCCUCUAUUUCAAAAAUGGGAACUUGACAAGAGGAGUUGGAAGAUUUAGAGAGCUUCUCAGAGCAGUUGAAACGAGAACAACUCAAAACCUGCGAAUGACAAUAGCCAGGCAGCUGGCAGAGAUCUUGUUGCGGGGUAUGUGUGAGCAGAGCUAUUGGAACCCUCUGGAGGAGCCACCAUGCCAGUCUCCUCUGGACGAUCCUCUCCGGAAAGGAGCAAACACAAAAACCUACACCCUCACUCGGAAAGCCCGCGUCUACUCAGGAGAGAACAUUUUUUGUCCUCAAGAAAAUACUGAAGAAGCCCUGUUGUUAUUGCUGAUUAGUGAAUCAAUGGCCAACCGCGAUGCCGUGCUGAGCAGGAUACCUGAGCACAAGAGCGACCGUCUUAUCAGCCUGCAGAGCGCGUCUGUGGUCUACGACUUACUGACCAUCGCUCUCGGGAGAAGAGGCCAGUACGAGAUGCUGUCGGAGUGCUUAGAAAGAGCCAUGAAGUUUGCCUUUGAGGAGUUCCACCUCUGGUACCAGUUUGCUCUGUCACUGAUGGCUGCUGGAAAAUCUGCCCGUGCCGUGAAGGUGCUGAAAGAGUGUAUCCGUCUGAAGCCCGACGACGCCACCAUUCCUCUCCUUGCUGCCAAGCUGUGCAUGGGCUCCCUUCACUGGUUGGAAGAGGCUGAAAAGUUUGCCAGAACUGUCGUCGAUGCAGGAGAGAAAACGUCAGAGUUCAAGGCCAAAGGCUACUUAGCUCUGGGGCUCACGUACAGUCUGCAGGCCACUGAUGCUUCUUUGCGAGGGAUGCAGGAGGUCCUACAGAGAAAGGCGCUUCUUGCAUUUCAGAGGGCGCACAGCCUGUCACCCACAGAUCACCAAGCAGCUUUCUACCUGGCUCUGCAGCUUGCCAUCUCCAGACAGAUACCAGAGGCUCUGGGGUACGUCCGCCAAGCUCUUCAGCUUCAAGGUGAUGAUGUCAACUCCCUGCAUCUCCUCGCGCUCCUGUUGUCAGCACAGAAGCAUUACCACGAUGCUCUGAACAUCAUGGACAUGGCCCUGAGUGAAUACCCAGAAAACUUUAUACUGCUGUUUUCCAAAGUGAAGUUGGAGUCACUCUGCCGGGGCCCAGACGAGGCGCUCCUCACUUGUAAGCACAUGCUGCAAAUAUGGAAAUCCUGCUACAACCUGACCAAUCCCAGUGAUUCUGGACGUGGGAGCAGCCUCUUAGAUAGAACCAUUGCUGACAGACGACAGCUUAAUACAAUUACUUUGCCAGACUUCAGCGAUCCUGAGACAGGCUCCAUCCACGCCACAUCAGUAGCGGCCUCCAGAGUGGAGCAGGCACUGUCGGAAGUGGCCUCGUCUCUGCAGAGCAGCGCCCCCAAGCAGGGCCCGCUACACCCCUGGAUGACCCUGGCACAGAUCUGGCUCCACGCAGCUGAAGUCUACAUUGGCAUUGGGAAGCCUGCAGAAGCCACAGCCUGUACCCAAGAAGCUGCCAACCUCUUCCCAAUGUCCCACAAUGUCCUCUACAUGCGUGGCCAGGUCGCUGAGCUCCGAGGAAACAUCGAUGAAGCUCGGCGGUGGUAUGAAGAAGCCUUAUCCAUCAGCCCCACCCACGUGAAGAGCAUGCAGCGACUGGCCCUGAUCCUUCACCAGCUGGGCCGCUACAGCCUGGCAGAGAAGAUCCUGCGGGACGCGGUGCAGGUGAACUCGACAGCCCACGAGGUCUGGAAUGGGCUGGGCGAGGUCCUCCAAGCUCAGGGCAACGACGCGGCAGCCACCGAGUGCUUCCUGACGGCCUUGGAGCUGGAGGCCAGCAGCCCUGCCGUGCCCUUCACCAUCAUCCCCCGCGUGCUCUGAGCCGGCGGCCGCCAGCCUCACCUGCUGCCAGACCACGGAGGCCCUGCCGGGUGCCAGGCCUCGCCCCGUCCCCCCAAGGGGCCGAAUCUGCCACACCGAGGCCACGGACGAGCGUUCAAUUGACCACAGUGAACUAACCAAACCAACCCGAAUCAUCGCUCUCUCCACGCGCAUUUCUGUUGUCGUUUUUGCCAGCCCAAUGAUAGUUUCCGAAUCUACUGACGUUGUUCAACAUGGCUUAUGUGCCAUAUUUUGUUAGUUGACAUCUGAGUUUUAAGUAAAAUGAUUAUGGAAUUAA